Molecule: messenger RNA, 2041 nt
Organism: Amphiprion ocellaris (clown anemonefish)
Lineage: Eukaryota; Metazoa; Chordata; Actinopteri; Pomacentridae
Product: pro-cathepsin H-like
Exons: 12
Coding region: 23-1057 (344 amino acids)
Biological process (GO): immune response
Cellular component (GO): lysosome
Molecular function (GO): cysteine-type endopeptidase activity
Source: RefSeq, a predicted model, not a curated record
UGAAAAGAGGGCGAGUCAUGUGAUGCUCUCUCAAAGCUUGUUGGAGUCUGCUGUGGAAAGUAUGGCACUGAGUGUGGUGUGGUUUAUGACCGCUGCUCUUAGUUUUGUCCAUUUAACACCUUUAACUUUUCUUGAAGAGGAAUAUUAUUUCAAACAGUGGAUGCAAGAGCACAACAAAGUCUACGACACUGAGGAGUAUUACCACCGGCUCCAUGUAUUCACUCAGAACUGGAGAAUCAUUGAUCAUCACAAUGCUGGAAAUCACUCUUUCACAAUGGGACUGAACCAGUUCUCAGAUAUGACCUUUGAAGAAUUCAGGAAAUUCUAUCUUUUGACAAAACCUCAGAACUGCUCGACCACUAAAGGGAGUCAUGUCAGCAGAACUGGGCCUCACCCCGAGUUUGUAGACUGGAGGACGAAGGGCAACUUUGUGACUCCAGUGAAGAACCAGGGUUACUGUGGCAGCUGUUGGACCUUCUCUACCACUGGCUGUCUGGAGUCAGUAACUGCUAUCGCUACUGGGAAGCUAAUAUCUCUGUCUGAGCAGCAGCUGAUAGACUGUGCGAGAGACUUUAACAACUAUGGAUGUUUGGGUGGGCUCCCCAGCCAGGCAUUUGAGUACAUCAAAUACAACAAAGGUCUUAUGACAGAAGAAGAUUAUCCCUACAAAGGCCAUGAUGACACCUGCAGUUCUGAGCCAACGCUUGCAGCCGCUUUUGUCAAAGAUGUGGUCAACAUAACAAGUUAUGAUGAAAAGGCCAUGACUGACGCUGUGGCCUGGCUCAACCCCAUCACCCUCAGCUUUGACGUCACAUCCGACUUUAUGCACUACAAAGAAGGAGUCUAUUCCAGCACCCAGUGUAAGAACACAGCAGACAGCGUGAAUCAUGCAGUCCUGGCUGUGGGUUAUGGUGUUGAAGAGAACGGCAUGCUGUAUUGGAUUGUGAAGAACUCUUGGGGCACAGCCUGGGGGAAGGACGGAUAUUUCUUGAUUGAGCGUGGAAGAAACAUGUGCGGACUGGCUGCAUGCUCUUCGUAUCCUCUACCUUUAGUUUGAGGAGUAACAUGGCAACAAAGAGGAAAAACUCACCCUGGGGCCAUAUUAAAGGCUUGAACAUGCCUAGAAAUGUUCCCCAAAGUUUUUCAUAUAGCUCCUAAAAGUCUGAGCUACACUGAAGGGCCCUUAACACCUUUUCUGGAAAACCAAUUUCUCAGGAGCACCGUAUUAAUAUUUAAACUGGAUCAUGCAAAUUUCAAGCUAUAUACAGAAGAAGAAAGAGGAACUGCAAUUAACAAAAGCCUUAAACAUAACUGCAUAUUGCAUCAAAUGAAGGGACAUAUGGUUUACAAAGAGAUGCUUUCUGACUACAUUCUUGGGCAUUUAGCUUUGGUACACCACCAGUAAAGCAAGUACAUGUAAAGAGUGCAUCGCUCUUGAGUUUUAGGUCAUUGUUUGUUAAACAUGUAGACAAGCACGUGACAGAGAGUGUGACCUAAGCAGGCUGGCUGUCAUGAUGAGGCAGCUUGUAUUUCAGGCAUCAGAGCAAAACACCCUUUUCCAUUCAUUCCAUCUUAAAAAAAGAAAUCCGAUUUCCUCAGUCCAUCAGGGACUCAUGCGCAUCUGUAGUGCAAUGGGGAAAGUGUGGCAUAUGAUUUUUUAUUAUAUAUGUAUUUUCUUUAGACAGUAUAAAUGUUGUAGUGAUUUUUUAAAACAGUUAUCAACAAUGACUAUGCUUGUACAGAAAACUGGACAUCAGUCUGCAGAACUAAAAAGACUUAUUUUACAGAUUUAUAUGACAUUCCCUAUUGGAGCACACUGUAUGGCAGCUUAUCCAUUAAUGAUUAACUCAAUUAUUUAACUGAGUGGCUUCAGAGAAACAAAACAGUGGGUAAACUUAUCUGCACUGUAGAGUGGCUUCCAUAACCUGCACACAUUCAACAAACUUUGGGGACAGACAUGCAUUCAGGCCCAUAAAGAGUCUGAUGUUUAUCACUUGUUUCAAUUUCUGUAUCUUUUAUUAAUAAACACUUUUUUACAGUA